AUGUACAACUUGAAACGUAGGAGGGAGUCGGUCGCAACUGUUUAUAGAAAGACAACAAAAUUUUUAACAACCAACACGGCUAUACUGUUGAAGAAGAUGCCUAACAAUAAAAAGAACGAUACGCUACCGAAAGUAGAAGAAGAAAAUAAAAAUGAGACAGCCACUGAAACUGUAGACCAAGAAAUAGAUUCUGAUGAAGACGGUCAUUCAGGAGAACACGACUUAGAUUACUACUUAGGAAUAAAACAGAAACACACAUUCUGGAGCGAUCCAGCGGGUUUGGAACAAAUAAGAAAAGAUUAUCUCAUAUACCAUCGAGGAAUAUCGGAGGAAGAAUAUGAGAGUCGUUACAAAAGAAAAGUCUCUAAACCUUCUUGCACGGUCCAACCGAAAUUCAAACAAGUGCCUUUCAAAAUACACAAAAAACAUAAGAAAGCCAAUAGCAUAAGGGAAGGCAUGGCUGAGUCCUGGGUCGAAAAAAAGGGUAUAUUCAAACUAUUCGGCAACAGACGAGAUAGUGAGUCGACAUCAGAUAGUUACAGCGAAUGUGACUCAAACGAAGAUGCUAAAUAUUCCGACAUUAUCAAUAUUGAUUGUGACAGUAGAGAUGAAGAUGACAUAUUGGAUUUAUCUGACGCGAUAAAUAAGAUCACGACUGAGGAUAGAUUACGGAAAAUAAUGGGCGUUCGGAUAAAGGAGGUGUCUGAAGGCAGGCCGUGUGACAACUGUCCCGAACUCUGUGUAGGAUUCACACCACACCCUUGGAGAACGUUGAAAGCGUUCACACGUGUCAUAGAACGUGAUAAAAUGUGUCUGUCGUUGAAACAACUGGAGUGGGCGGAGAUCUACCGCCGGGUGAUCAAAGGAGACAGGGAAGAGGUUACAGAGAGGAAAAUACAGAAGUUCCCAUCCAGAGAAAGGAACCACGCGGUCAAGAGACGUAACAACAACAAUUACCGGUCACACAUCAACUGCCAGACAUGCGCUAGAGUCGCUGAAGACGAGAACAGAUGA
This is a messenger RNA of Danaus chrysippus (African queen), 1014 nucleotides long. The record is from the annotation of a GenBank genome assembly. NCBI's taxonomy places the organism in Eukaryota, Metazoa, Arthropoda, Insecta, Lepidoptera, Nymphalidae.